AUGACUUCACCUGUGAGUGCCCAUUGCUGCCUUAGUGUACUGAUGUUAGUAUACUUACUCUUAAGAGGUUGGUCCACAGCAAUUGCAAGCAGCCAAGCUGUUCAAUGUGUCUGGCCGCAAGGCUUUGGUGACGGGCGGAGGCAGUGGGUGAGUGUCUUGAGCUUACGUCGAGACUGCAGGACCGAUGUGCUGCUUACAGGAAUAUGGUGUUCUGACAAAUUUAAUCACCGUGCAGACUGGGCGAAAUGAUGGCCACUGCCCUCUGCCAAGGUGGUGCUCAUGUGUAAGCUUCGGUGCCUGGGCUGGGCUUCGGGCUGAUCCCGAGCCCGCGAGCUCCGCGUGCAUUACCUACGAUAGAUGCGGGGCGACUACUACCACGUUACUAACAUUAGUCUCAGAACUCUACAGCUACAUCGCCAGUCGCAAGGAGGGCCAACUCAAGGCUGUAAGCUCUCCUGCCUAUCUUGCUGAUCUGCAAUGUGGGGCUGCCGCUGACGCUGUCUUGUGCCUUUCCCACUUGAACGAUUCCAGGUCGCGGAUCGAUUGACUAGGGAGGGACCGGGAAAGUGCGAAUACAUUAUCGCCGACGUUGGCUCCAAGGAAGGCUGCCUCAAGCUCGUUGCCGAGGUUGAGAAGCGAACCCCCGUUCUCCACAUCGUCAGUUCAAAUCGAGUUCGUCGCAGACUCUGCGAGGCGCAUCGCUCAAACCAAACCCAGCCCUUGAUCUGAGCAGCUCGUCAACAACUCCGGUACGACCUGGGGUGCUCCUUUCCUCGACUUCCCCGAAAAGGAAGGAUGGGACAGGAUCCUUGCGACCAAUGUCAAGGCGAUCUACUGGCUCUCGGCGCAUCUUUCGCCCUUGUUGGCCAAGGAAGCGACGGCGACCAUGCCCGGUCGCAUCGUCAACAUCACUUCGGUCGCGGGCCUAUCGCCCAUCGCCGAAGGUACUGGUCUGUCCGAUGCCAGCAUGGUCUUGCACUCUUACAACACCUCCAAAGCGGCUGCCAACUCCCUUACCCAAUCGCUCGCCGUUUCGCUCGGCCCCAAAUUCAUGUGAGCCUUCCUUAUCUUUAGCGGAGAUCUCUCGAGUGACUGACUGUAUUUUUAUCUCAUUCUGAUAUUAUCGUUUGCCCGAUCCUCGCAGCACCGUCAACGCCAUUGCGCCUGGUGUCUACCCCUCCAAGAUGACUGCGCACGGUCUGAAGAACGACAAGGACAACAUGCUUGCCGGUAGUCAACCUAUGGGCCGCAUCGGUAUGCCCGAGGACAUGGCAGGGCUCCUUCUGUUCCUCGUCAGUAGGGCAGGCUCACACACGAGCGGCGCCGUCAUUACGACCGAUGGUGGAGCGCUUAUCGCUGGCCGAGGCUACACCAAGGCUAGGCAGGAGGCGAGUAGCAAGUUGUGA
Microbotryum saponariae is the source of this 1406-nucleotide messenger RNA. The record is from the annotation of a GenBank genome assembly. NCBI's taxonomy places the organism in Eukaryota, Fungi, Basidiomycota, Microbotryomycetes, Microbotryales, Microbotryaceae.